AUGGACCCUGCCUCAGUGCCCCACCAGGGGGAGCCAGCCACCGCAGUACCAAGCGCUAAUGGCGGAACGUCUGGGGAGCCCAUGGAGGUGGAAUGUCCCAUCUGCUACCAGGAGUACAACCAGUACAACAAAUGUCCCAGGAUGCUGGAGUGUCUCCACGUCUUCUGCACCGAGUGUCUCCAGAAGAUUCAGCUCUGCCCCUGCGAAACCCCGGACCCCCACCGCCUGCUGGCCAUCCCCUGCCCCCUCUGCCGCCACCUUACCUCACUGGAGAGGGGCGACGCCCACUCCCUGCCCUGCAACUCCCGCAUACUGGCAAGUCUGCCUCCCAUGGCCUUCCGGCUGCCCGUGACAAUGGCGGCCCACCUGGGCACGGUCACCCAGAGAAUGAUGCUCUCCCUGGAGCCAGAAAGCCGGGACACUGGGUGCGUCAUCCUGCCCACUGUCAGCCUGCGCGUGCAGCAGAUGAACCCCACGGUGGAGGAGAUAGAAGUCAUCCAACAACAGCGGAAGACCUUCCUCUGCCUGCAGCUGUUGGCACUUGUCUUCUGGGUUGUGUUAGUGGUCACCUGCGUGACAGGUGUGCUGCUGGGGCCAAAUUUCUCUUACCAUUGA
This is a messenger RNA of Lampris incognitus (smalleye Pacific opah), 615 nucleotides long. RefSeq names its product RING finger domain-containing protein. Gene Ontology annotation, biological process: protein ubiquitination. The transcript has a single exon. The coding region runs from base 1 to 615 and encodes 204 amino acids. Lineage: Eukaryota; Metazoa; Chordata; Actinopteri; Lampriformes; Lampridae. Gene Ontology annotation, molecular function: ubiquitin protein ligase activity. The record is from RefSeq and is a predicted model, not a curated record.